GAACAAGAACGAGAAAACCCCAUAUUUUUUUCGUCUUUCUUGUGCAGAUCUAUCCUCUCUUUUUUUUCUUUUUUCUUUUUUUUUUAUGAAAUUUGUUGAAUUUCUUGAUCAAUUUCAGUGCUUGGGGAAAACCCUUUACUGGAAUUUAAAAAUUUAGAAUUGGGUUGGAGUUGUUAUGGCGACAGCGGCGAUAUUUUCUUCCAUCAGAAGACGGAGAUCGCCGUCUCUAGAAGCGUUUUUGGCUCCCGUUGACUUUACCAACGUGGCCCUUUUACAGACGCUGGCGUCGAUUUCGGCGAUGCUUGUUUCUGGCUUCUCUGACAAAUCUUUCUUCUUUCAGCGGAGGAAUUCCCUGUCUUUGAUUCGUAAGAUUGAGGUUUUUGUUGUGUUGUUGGAGUACUUGAGGGAUUCCGGUUCGGCUUCAAGGCUACCAACAACAGCAAUAUUGUGCCUCAAGGAGCUGUAUUUGCUGCUGCACAGGUCCAAGAUACUUCUUGAUUAUUGCGCGCAAUCGAGUAAGUUGUGGCUUUUGAUCCAGAACCAUUCAAUUUCGGGUCAUUUUCAUGAUUUGAAUCGGGAGAUAUCUACUCUUCUGGAUGUGUUUCCCAUUAAAGAUAUUAAAUUGAGUGAUGAUGUUAGGGAACAGGUUGAGCUGUUGCAGAAACAUUCUAGGCAGGCGAACUUGUAUAUUGAUAUAAAAGAUGAAAAUUUAAGGGUUGGGUUCUUCUCAUUUCUAGAUGAGUUUGAGAAUGGGAGGAUACCCAAUGCGGUGGAGUUGAGGUUGUUCUUUGUGGAGAGAUUGGGGAUUAAGGAUGCCAAGAGUUGUAGAUUUGAAAUUGAGUUUUUGGAGGAGAAGAUUGUGAAACGUGAGGGAGAUGUUGAGCCUACAGCUCCUGUGCUUAAUGGGUUUGUUGCCAUUAUCCGGUAUUGCAGGUUUCUGCUAUUUGGGUUUGAGGAGGAUGAGGUGGGACUGGGUUCUGGAAAUCAGAAGAAGCUGAGAAAAGGGUUGAUUUCUCAGGAGAUUGCAGAUACGUUUAUAACGAUUCCUAAGGAUUUUUUUUGUCCAAUAUCAUUGGAUUUGAUGAGAGAUCCAGUGAUAAUAUCAACAGGGCAGACUUAUGAUCGGAGUUCCAUAUCUAGGUGGAUGGAGGAAGGACAUUAUACUUGUCCAAAGACAGGGCAAUUGCUUGUCCACAAUUGCCUUGUUCCUAAUCGUGCCUUGAGGAACUUGAUCAUGCAGUGGUGCACCAUGAAUGGAUUCCCUUAUGAUCCUCUGGAGGGCACCGAAGCAUCUGCAGAGUCUUUUGUGUCUCUGCCAAGCAAAGCUGCAAUUCAAGCCAACAAAGCCACAGCAUCUCUUCUUGUUCAACAGCUAGCAAAUGGGUCCCAAGGUGCAAAGACUAUGGCAGCACGUGAGAUUCGCUUGUUAGCAAAAACAGGAAAAGAAAACCGUGCUAUCAUGGCCGAAGCUGGGGCAAUACCCCAUCUGCGGAAGUUGCUGUCCUCUACAAACCCUGUUGCACAGGAGAAUUCUGUUACUGCAAUGCUUAAUUUGUCUAUUUAUGAUAAAAAUAAACGCCGGAUAAUGGAUGAGGAAGGCUGUUUAGGAGCAAUUGUUGAGGUCUUGAGGUUUGGCCUUACAACAGAGGCAAGGGAAAAUGCUGCAGCUACGUUAUUCAGCCUCUCUGCAGUUCAUGACCAUAAGAAGAAAAUAGCAGAUGAGGGUAAGUCAGUUGAAGCCUUAGCAGGAUUGUUGAGAGUAGGAACACCAAGAGGUAAGAAGGAUGCUGUGACUGCAUUGUUUAAUCUGUCCACUCAUACAGAAAAUUGUGUGAGAAUGAUAGAAGCUGGAGCUGUCACAGCCCUAGUAGGUGCAUUGGGAAAUGAAGGGGUUGCAGAGGAAGCAGCAGGGGCCUUGGCCUUGAUUGUCAGGCAGCCAACUGGGGCUGAAGCAGUGGGGAAAGAAGAAAUGGCGGUGGCAGGAUUAUUAGGGAUGAUGCGAUGUGGAACACCAAAAGGGAAAGAGAGUGCAGUUGCUGCAUUGCUUGAGUUGUGCCGGAGUGGUGGGGCUGCCACAGCAGAAAGAGUCCUUAAGGCCCCAGCAUUGGCUGGUUUGCUCCAGGCUCUUCUGUUUACUGGUACAAAGAGGGCAAGAAGAAAAGCAGCAUCACUUGCUAGAGUGUAUCAGAGGUCUGAGAAUGCAACCUUGCAUUUUGGUGGAUUGGGUGUUGGAUAUGCAUUUGCAGGUAACUCCACCACAAACAGUGAUCCAGUCUCAGUUCCCAUGUCUAUCUCAGUUCCUGUUUUGUAACAGUAACUUCACCUUGUGGUAUCAGCUUCCCUGCCUAUAUAAGUUCCCAUUUUUGUUGGUAAUAUUUACGAUUCUUUCAUUGAAAUUUCAGAUAAUGAGCAAAAAGGAAUUAUAGAAUUAUCAUACAUAAUAUGUUGAGCAAUUAGUUUGGUCUUAUGUAUGUAAUCAGUUAUUGAGAACUACAUAUAAAAAUACCAACAAAGAAAUUUUCAAAAUUUUA
Rubroshorea leprosula is the source of this 2531-nucleotide messenger RNA. The record is from the annotation of a GenBank genome assembly. NCBI's taxonomy places the organism in Eukaryota, Viridiplantae, Streptophyta, Magnoliopsida, Malvales, Dipterocarpaceae.